This is a messenger RNA of Cyprinus carpio (common carp), 2229 nucleotides long. RefSeq lists its product as uncharacterized. Gene Ontology annotation, biological process: regulation of transcription by RNA polymerase II. Lineage: Eukaryota; Metazoa; Chordata; Actinopteri; Cypriniformes; Cyprinidae. Gene Ontology annotation, molecular function: RNA polymerase II cis-regulatory region sequence-specific DNA binding; DNA-binding transcription factor activity, RNA polymerase II-specific. The record is from RefSeq and is a predicted model, not a curated record.
AUUUUGAUAGCAUGACAGGCUGUUAGGCUACUCUAUGGCUUCCACGGAGGCGAGAAACUGAUUUCCGUUUGUUUACAGUACCAGUGAUAACGUAGCAUCGCUGUCAGUUCGUGUGGUUUUCGCAAAAACCUGAAAAUGCUUAUGUGCAUUACAUUUCGCCAUUAUACAUUAAUGUCCGUUCAUCUGCGGUGAUUUAGCGUAUAUUAGAAUGCAUGGACAAUCUGACGCGAGUAGCUAUGCAGUGAAUAAUGAGGGGAACUAAGAGAUAUUAAUAAAAACUUGAAAGUUUUGGGUUUUUUUUGGAGGAAACGGUGAUAAAGGGGUGUGAUGAUUUUUGUUCAGCUCUGAGUCAGCCAAGAUGUCUCACUCUUCCAAGCCUCGAUCCCACCCUUGUGGCCUUUGUGACAAGUCUUUUGCCCAGGUAUCCAUGCUCACUAAGCACCAGCAAGUUCAUACUGAAGACAAGCCCUACAAAUGUCCCUACUGUGACAAGUCUUUUACUCUUUCUUCUCGUCUGGUUCUACAUAAACGCACCCAUGCUGGGGAGAAGCCUCAUACCUGCCAGCUUUGCUCCAAGACCUUCAUCUCGUCGGCUCACCUUGCACUGCACCUGCGCUCACACACUGGAGAAAGGAAGUACAAAUGCAGUGUAUGUUCAAAAAUGUUCAUGCAGUCGUCCCAGCUUAUGCGCCACAAGACCACCCACACUGGCGAGAAACCCUUCAAAUGCCCAGAUUGCAAUAAAUGCUUUGGCCGUGACUCACACCUGAAAACCCAUCGAAGGCUCCACACUGGUGAAAAACCCUUCAAAUGUACACAAUGUGAAAGGGCUUUUACGCAAAAGGCCGGACUUAUUAUACACUUGCGCUUGCACACAGGUGAGCGCCCUUUUAAGUGUGACGAGUGUGGUAAGGCCUUCCGCACAUCAGCCCACCUGCUUAACCAUCAGGCUUUGGAGCUGGGCAGGGGCAGGUACAUAUGUGCCACGUGCAACAAGGGCUUCAGGUCAGUGUCCAUGCUAAAACAACACGAGAAAAGCCACCAGGCCAGCGGGAUGCUCUGUUGUAGCGUGUGCUCGGGGGCCUUCGCUCAUUCCUCGUAUCUGCAGCUGAAACUGCACUUACAAAACGAAGAGCAGCUCUUCCAUUGCAAGGUGUGCAACAAAAUCUUUGUGAAGAUGGCCACUUUUGAGAAACACUGCAAAAAACAUCAGACAGAGAUGGACGAAUGUGAGGACGAGGAAGUAAAAGAGGAAGAUUCACAGGAUCCCCCAUUUGAGCUGCAUACUGCUGCAUCCCCAACACCGUCGACGUCAGAAGUCAACACACGCUCCAAAACAAGAGCCAAAAUUAAGACUACAAUAGAAAACUCAUAAGAAUGUACAGGCAAACUUUUCAUAACAUUUAUUUAAUAACUUUCUGUAUAUACUGUAUGAUGUAUGAUAUAUGAUAUAAAUUCUUCUUUCAUCUGCUAUAAAUUAAUAAUGAUAAUUCUCUGCAUGCAUACAGUACAGACCUGUAGACCAUGUACAGUUGUACAAAAACUUGCUUUUGCACAACUUUUUACAUUAAAGUUAAUUUAAUUGUUUUUUUUUUCAGUCAUACUUAUCAAAAAGUGACAGAGCACUAUAUCUUAUCAGCUUUGAAGAUACCAGGGAUGUGUGUCAUUUAAAAUUGAACUGAGCAUGUCUUUUGAAUUCCUAUUCUAUUCCAUAAUUCCUUAAUUUGAACUGAGGUGGCAAACAGAUUUAAAAUGCUUCCUAAAUAUUUGUAUGUAGUUUAUAUAUUGUAUAAUAUAGAAUCAAUUAACUGAGGGUGGACCAGGUUGGAGGAAUACUUCUUUUCUAUAUUGAAUGUUAUUUCAUUACAAUUCUGUAAAUUCUUCUGUCAUUCUAAUCCGAAUCCCUCACAAUCUUCAAGAAACAACUGAAAACUCGUUUAAGCCUUCACUUUUUCUGUUCUCUUAUUAUCCUUUAUUUCUUCAUGUCCUAGCUUUACUAUUUUGAAUGAUGACUGAAACCUUGUAUAACGGUCACUUCUCAUGUUAAUUGCCAUCUUAUGAUAAAUCAUAGUCAGUAUUGCUCAACUGUAAGUUGGUUUGCAUAAAAGCAUCUGGCAGUUGAAUACAUUUAAAUGUAUUAACACAACUGUAUAUCGUCUUAAAGGGACUGUUCACCCAAAAAUAAAAAAAAUGAUGUUUAUCUGCUCACCCCCAAGGCAUCCAAGAUGU